AGUCGCUCCAUGGUCUUUGUAUUUGGCUACAAUAUAAUUUGGGAUAUUCCAUGGUCUAAAAUAAAUGUUUUUGGCUCCAAAAUAAUUUUGGAUGUUGCAGGUGGAAGCAAUGAACCUGCAGUCGAAAUUCGACCGCGUGUCGUGGAAGAAAGCGACCAGCUUCUCGUGGACUCGGCUGCCCGACCCCGUUGCCAGGCGACAGCUUAGGCUGCUCACCACCCGCGGGAGGGGUCCGCUCUCCGAUGCCAAAUACACUGAGCUGCAACAACUAAUCCAGGAGAUGAAGGAUAUCUAUACGUCAGCCAGGGUAUGUCCUCAAUCAGAUCUGGCUCCAGUUUAUUGUGAUUCUCGGCUAGAACCAGAGCUCACGCAUACACUGGCCCAUUCAAGGGAUUUUGAAGAACAGCUGCAUGUCUGGAGAGCUUGGAGGGAUGCUGUUGGACCACCAAUAAGAAACAAAUAUAUUAGAUAUGUCGAACUUAUCAAUGAGGCCGCCAAACUGAACGGGUUCAGAGAUGCAGGCGACCAACAGAAGUCUCAGUACGAAGACGAGGGAUUCGGUCAGCAGAUAACAGAGAUUUGGUCCUCCCUGUCUCCGCUGUACAGACAACUGCAUGCCUACGUCAGGAGGAAGCUGGCCGACUAUUAUGGACCCAGGCGAGUCAGGCCUGAUGGACCAAUUCCUGCCCACAUUCUUGGUAAUAUGUGGGGUCAGAGUUGGAAAAAUAUUUUCGAUAUUGUACUUCCUUAUCCUGGAAAGCGAAGAGCAGACGUCACACCAGAAAUGUUGAGACAAGGCUAUACACCUCUUAGGAUGUUUCAAACGGCAGAAGAAUUUUUCACUUCGAUGGGACUGAAACCAAUGCCGGUUGAGUUUUGGCAUAAAUCGAUGUUGGAGCGACCCACCGACAGAGUUGCAGCGUGCAAGGCUUCCGCCUGGGAUUUCUGUAAUCGGAAGGACUACAGGAUCAAACAAUGCACAGAAGUGACAAUGGAACAACUAUUAACUACCCAUCAUGAAAUGACUCACAUUCAAUAUUAUCUGCAAUAUGCAGAGAACCCUAUACUGUUCAGGGAUGGUGCUAAUCCAGCGUUUCAUGAAGCAGUAAGUGAUGCAAUACUAUUAUCAGUGACAACUCCAAGGCAUAUGCAUCGAAUUGGACUACUAAACAAUAUAACCGAUGACUAUGAAACAAAUAUUAAUUUUCUACUAGAGAUGGCUCUUGACAAAGUGGCAUAUCUGCCAUUUGCAUAUCUGGUUGAUCAGUGGCGCUGGAGUAUAUUUUCGGAGGGUGUGGAGGGCAUCAAUGCUAGAUGGUGGGAGUUGCGCCUCCACCAUCAGGGGGUCAUUCCUCCGGUGUCAAGAGGCGAGAGUGACUUCGACCCGGCGGCCAAAUAUCACAUUGUAGCUGACCAGCCUUAUAUGAGGUACUUUGUCUCACUAGUUCUACAGUUCCAAAUUCACGAAGCCCUAUGUCAAGCUGCUGGACAUAUCGGUACCUUACAUACGUGCGAUAUCUACAGAUCAAGAGAAGCCGGUCGUUUAAUAAGUGAAACAAUGUCAAUCGGCUCCUCUCGCAAGUGGACAGAAGUGGUGAAAAUCGCAACCAGAGGUAGAGCGAGUAGAUUGGAUGCUCGUCCCAUGCUCGAGUACUUCAGUCCGCUUUUGCUCUGGCUCAGAGUCCAGAAUCGUGAUGAGAGAAUAGUUGGAUGGUCCAGUUCUCAGGAAGAUACAGCACUGUUUGAGCACUGGUCACGUGGCAACGCACCCACUCAUCGCCUCCAUUUGGUCACUUAUUUUCUCAUAAGUAUUUUCUCUCCUAUGUUACUGCAACUGAUUUGAAAAAUUCCCGGCAUCAGAGCUAAGUGACAACGAAUCAAGCUUUAAAUCUAUUUUGUUAACUAGAUGUACGUGUUGAAAAUGAAUGUGAAACUACUUAUUAUGACUGUGAUAAAUGAAGAUUUAUAGUACCGUACAUGAAUUGAUAAAUCUGAAAUCCUUGUAGAACGUAAAGUGUUCUAAGAAUAUAUAAAUCAUAAACACAGUAGAUGUAACCAAAUGCCUUAUUUGUGGUACCUUAAAGGGAUCAAUAUAGAAUCACAAAAGUAUAAUACGAGCUAGAUAAUUAGCAAGAUGGAUAGUGAAUGAUAUAGUUUCCAAUGCCCUUUUAAGAGGAAAAUGUCUCUUACUGUAAACAAAAAAGAAUCAGAAUCAAUCAGUAAACGGCAUUGUGUGCUCUUCUAACAAAAAUAAUAAUACCCUUAUAGGUAAAAUAAUUCAUGUAAUGACAGAAUAUUUGGAUAAAAAUGAAAUGAGUAAUAUUUUUUCAUAUUGAUUAGGAAAAUAAUUAUGUCAUUUAGACCAACAAAUGAAAAAUAUCAAAGUAAGAUUCAUGUUAUUGAUAGAAGUGAGCUACUUUUAUUAUUUUGAAUAUGAAAUUUAAUCAAAAGUUAAAAUCUUUUCAGUGUUUCUAUUUAAUGCACUUUUUCGAAUAAAAAAAUGGACGUAGAAUAGUUGACUAAUUUUAAUGAAUAAAACUAGAGAUAAGGAGAGUUUAUAAUUAUCUAGAGUUACCUCAUCUGUAAUCA
Nilaparvata lugens (brown planthopper) is the source of this 2589-nucleotide messenger RNA. RefSeq names its product angiotensin-converting enzyme. Lineage: Eukaryota; Metazoa; Arthropoda; Insecta; Hemiptera; Delphacidae. Gene Ontology annotation, biological process: proteolysis. Gene Ontology annotation, cellular component: plasma membrane. Bases 92 to 1843 code for a protein of 583 amino acids. The record is from RefSeq and is a predicted model, not a curated record. Gene Ontology annotation, molecular function: peptidyl-dipeptidase activity; metallopeptidase activity. The transcript is spliced from 13 exons.